Molecule: messenger RNA, 3186 nt
Organism: Marasmius oreades (fairy-ring Marasmius)
Lineage: Eukaryota; Fungi; Basidiomycota; Agaricomycetes; Agaricales; Marasmiaceae
Exons: 8
Coding region: 29-1525 (498 amino acids)
Molecular function (GO): protein binding
Source: RefSeq, a predicted model, not a curated record
CUGACGUAGGGACCUACAACCACCCACAAUGUUACCCUACGACGUACUGCUCCAUCUACUUGCUUUCUCCGACACUAGACAGCUGCUUUACCUCUCCCUUGUUAAUCGCGAAUUCAACUCUGCAGCUUCAAAACUGCUCUACUCGAAUGUGACAUUAUCGCCUCAUUUUUCAAGUCAAGAGCACGAUAGCAAUGGAUUGCCAUCUUGUCCAUCGCAAUUCAUUUCAGCUCUUUCACCAACAUACGCAACAUUGGUCAGGGAAUUGAGAGUUGGUGGCUUUUUAUCAAAAGCGGAACCUCCCAGAAACAAGUUAUACAGUGUAUUACAAGAAGCACUAACGCUCUUUACGAACGUGCAAUCAGUAACUUUCUUACCAAAAUGUUGGCCCGACAAUCUUUUCAGGGAACCUUUGAAUUUACUCCAGAGUUGUCGCUCUUUGAAACGGCUUGCAGUGAAUGCAUCUUGUUUCGAUGAUGAACUGGCAUCAGCUUUGGCAAUCUCACCCGCAGACAAUCCCUCAUCACUAUCCAGCAUCGCUGAAGACGACGGAGAAGACGACAGAGAAGAUCUUCCAGCACCUCUUUCCAAAGCUGAAAUCUUAGGCAGAACUACAGGUCUGACGACGCUCACUCUCAGCAAUCCCACAAGGAAGAUUCUUCAAGUCUUGAUCCCGUACUGGCUAAGCAGCCUUUCGGACAUGCUACUCGAACUUCACCUAUUGCACAACUGCGGAUCAAUCACUCCAGGCGUACUGAGCUCUGCUCUUCCUCACUUGCAGUCUUUACGUGCUCUUAGCAUCGGCCUAUCAUAUUCACUCACAGAUCACGACAUCUUCACAUCGCUCGCCCAACUACCCUGUUUGCAAACUUUAGCUCUCAACUACUACCCGCAAAACACCUCUCCACCCCGCUUCCCCGCACUUCUCGCACUCAAGUCUUUCACCGCCCAUUACCCUCGUCCAGAAACACGUAAAGACAGCGACCGUCUCGUAAAAUGGGUUAGGAAAGCUAUCCGUCAUUCUCCAAUAGAAAUCCUAUCCCUCGUGGAAGACUUCCCCCCCCUCGAACACCGCCCGGGUCCCAAUCCCAAUUUCGACGGGCUCAUUGACCAUCUGGUCUCGAUACACGCGAAGAGGUUGAGGAUUCUGGAUCUUCGCUCGUGCUUUGUAGGACAUCGUGCUUUGGAGAGGUUGUGUUUGAGUUGUGAGAAAUUAGAUUCUGUGCGGGUGGCUGGAGGGCGUGAAAUCCUGCCCACCUUCAUCGAAUCUGCAUCCAAUAUGUCUUCCUUGCACAGUGUAUCCUUCAGAAUUCGCAAGUUCAAAGUAUUUGACGAGGUUAUUGACGAUGAACUCGUUGCGAAGAUUAUGAAGAGUUCUCCGAUGCUGCGGGUGAUAGUCCUGAAUAACCAAAGAUGGGAGGGUUCAUGGUCGCACACGGAAGAUGGGGAUAUACAACUCGUGGUAAACCUCGAUAAAGGCUAUCUGCGUACCAAUGACGAUUCAAUGUUCCACGAGAAGGAACUAUAAAAGAAAUAAAUUAUCGACUGUUCACUGUCUCAAUACCCACUUCGCCAUACCUCUCGGUAUAGCCCAACGCACGAACCCACUGAAACCUCCUUCUUGAUCAUGAGUUCUUUUAUCCGCGUUCUUAGAACCACGUUCUCCCCCAGACCCCUCUGCACCAUCAACCCUCGACUGCCUUCGAAGAAAAUAAGGUAGCGGAAACACCAAAGACCGUUUGGGACGAGGAGGUCUACGACCAGGCUUUCUAGCUUUAAUCUCCCUUUGACGUGCACGGAAAACUUGAACCAAACCAGGCUUGGUGGGGUUCAAAGGAGGCUUUCGAGAUACCCGUUUAAAUUCUUCGAAUAACAUGCGUUUUAACAACUUUCGAUCCGUCCGUGUCAUUUCGGAUGUAUCGAAGGGGGAAAUAUCAUUUGCGCGGAUUAGGACUGUAGACUCUUCUGUUGGUGGUGGUCGCUUUCGUUUUCGGGAAGGAGGUUCUUUGUACCCACCGGGUUGGAGGAAUACAUUAGGAAGAGGGAUGAAAUCGGUUUGAGUGAGAGGUGCGAGUGGUGCGAGUGGUGCGUUGCCGCCGAAUGGGUUUGUAAAGACAGGAAGACUCAUGUCUGGGUAUCCGAUGGGUUUGGGUAGGUCGGAGAGGUCGCUAUACGUAGAAUCCGAGUCUUCUGAGAAUCGGGAACGAAGUUUUAGUGGGUCGUCUUCGGAAUCUCUUCGAUCGGCGCGAUCGCAGGUCGGUGUCGGUGUCGGUGUCGGUGUCUGCGGGGUUUCGUCUCCAACGUGAAUGUCAGGUGUACAUCCCAACGUUCCCCCACUCGUCUCGUUUGGCUGUCCGUUUCCAACCCCUUCUCCCAACAUAUGGUUCCAGUCCUCUCCAGCACUGCUACCCAGUUGGUUUCCUCUCUCCUCCUCCUCCUUUAUCCUCAGCUCCUCCAUCCACAUCCCAACCUGUUCCUCGUCUUUCACCCCCCCAGCGUCGGACAAAGUCCCCGUUUGUUGACCCGGGUUGCAAUUGGCAGCUGCUACCACUGGCACUGGCACAUUCGUGUAGUCUGUGAAUGGCUUAGUGGCAGUACCGUGACCGCCACGGUUAAUUCUCGUCGGCUCCUCGUGUUUCUGCGCCGACUUGGAGGGGAUGGAGAUGAUGGGCAUGUGGAGACCUGAAGAACGCAGUAGUGGCGUAGUUGAACUCGUUGCAUUGGCAGUCCCUGCGUAGAAAGCUGACCGCCGUUUCAGUGGAAUCUAUUUAUUGUAAAAACGUAUAAGCGAUGGAUGCGGGGACGGUUAUGGAUGGAUGUAUGGAUGUAUGGAUGUAUGGUACUCACGUUCUUUUCGUAUCUGGUGUUGUGAGAGUUGGCGUUUGCGUUUGCGGUUGCGUUUGAAGUCAUCGUCUGUUAAAAUGCGAGUGUUGGAAAGGAAAGGGUGGGGAACCAGAGCGAGCUGGCCAUGGGCUGGGCUUUUAAACUCCCCCUCCCCCUCAUACACGGAAACAAUGCCCCAAUCGCAUUGUGCCUGGACCGCAACAAUCAAAUGUGGCACCUCCAAAUUUGGCGGAUGCGGGCGAAGGUCUAUGCUUUGGCCUGUGGCACCUCGCUGUGGCCUUUCUUCCCUUCAUUGUUUUACAUAAAUUAUUAUUCGGUUGAUAUUGCCAUCGACUAUGAUCUGCG